Molecule: messenger RNA, 2112 nt
Organism: Trypanosoma cruzi
Lineage: Eukaryota; Euglenozoa; Kinetoplastea; Trypanosomatida; Trypanosomatidae
Exons: 1
Coding region: 1-2112 (703 amino acids)
Source: RefSeq, a predicted model, not a curated record
AUGCACGGCUGGUCCUCCCCUGCCCCCUCGCUGUGGGGCGACCCGCGGGUGGAUGGGCCGCCGUCAUUGGUCGCACAACCCGCAAAACCACCCAACGAGAGCACUGGGGUUGGAACUGUGCGUCUUGCAUUCCCCUUCGCACAGAGAGAAGACACGCCCGCUUUGGGCUCCGCAGGAGGAGAGGCCGAUCGGCGCAGGAGGAUGUCAACGAUGACAACGGCUGCUGGUGAGAAGGGAGAGUUGAGUUUGCAUGGCUGCGGCGCUGCUGCCCUGCCGAUGGGCAUGAAUUCCAUUUCCCCUGCAGGGGCUUCUUCAAUGGCUUCACAAUUCUCUUUGGAUUCAUGGGUGGAUGCAUUUCGCGUAUAUAUUUCUGCGGCAUUUGUUUUUCCAGAGGAAAAGAUGGCCAUCUCAUCCAUGAUGGAGGCUCUAGCCAAAUAUACACAGGCACGCCUACGUGCUCAGCAACACUUCAGUGAAUGCGAGGCAUGUUUACACCAGUUUGCUCAGCUACAGAACGGUGUUGUUGCCGCUGCCGCAAAAGGGUCUGUCCCAUUGAGUUUGGGCAACACGAAAGAUACGUUUACGUUUCAGUCCCAGGCGAACGCAGUGAGUCCCACAUUUAACACGGCGAACAUGCAGAGGGGACGUGCCAAGGUGGAUAUGGAUCUAGCGGAGUGUAGACAGACGUUGCAGAAGGUCGAGGCAUUUGCGAGUAUUUUUCAGGACUUUCAACGACGUCGGAGGCGUCUGCUUGAGGUUCUUGAAGAGGAGAAACAGCAGCUUUUACUACCACCGCUUCCUCAACGCCACUCUGGUGGUGCGUUUAUGCCAAUUGUCACGGCACCCGUCUUUCAGCUUCAGACCACGCUAGAGGAUGGAAUCUCACAGUUGUAUAAGCAGUGGGAUAUGCAUAUAGCAACAAAGGCAGAAGGUAUUAUUUGCAGGCUCAAUGGGACACAUUCCCAAGAGGACGGUGACGUUUCCGGCAGCAAAGAGGGCGGUGAAUUGGCGGACAGUACGCAUUUGAUUACAUUGCUACUGAAAAUGUGCGACGACACAUUGGGCCGCGUGGAGACGAUGCGCAGCCGUAUUAGUCGUCUUGGCUCCAUCCGUAUUGAUGAAGCAGAGUCAAUUGAAAAACUCCUCGCAAAUAUGGACAACUACGACCCCACGGCGGAGGAACAUAUGGGACGGCGUAAACAAAUUGACGCAGAGUUGGAGGAGCUGCGGAGCUGGUUAACGCACAUUGGGCAGCUUCGUCAGCGCGCCAUGAAUACUAAAGAGUUGCUGCAGCAAUGCCUGACCAGCGGGAACAGAAGCACUGCAGGUUCCAAGCAGACAUCACCUUGCGCCCACUUACGCAGUGAGGGCGGAGGCGCACCGUCGUCCCUCCGACCAUCUCUAGGUGGCCCGACUUCUUUGGACGAAUGGCGUCAGGCCUUGGUCAUGCCAGAUGCAGGUGCCGCAAAUAAAAUGGAUGCGAAUCCUGUCGUCAAUGCCACCACGGCUGGUAUCACUACUGCUACUGCGACUACUACUGCUAAUAAUGGUAAUGGUAAUAAUAAUGAUCACGCCGCACCUGUGUUCACUUCAGAAGAUGGCACCCUCACAGUUUGCAGUCAGAGACCCUCUUCUUCCACGGCGUCGGAUAACGUCAAAAAUGAGGAGAAUGCCACUGAGAUUAACCCCAUGAACUUUUCUUUGCCGGAGCCACCGAUGAGUGCUGUCAGUGUCGAAGGCAACGGCAGGAACACGAUAGCUGAAGAUGCAUGCAGAGGCGGAUUGGCGGUGUCUUUUCCCGCCCACGGUGCAGAGGAUCGCCACAGUGAAACGGGCGUGCCAUUCCGCUACAGUAAAAAAAACAGUGAUGACGAUGACGAUGUGGCAUCUUCCUUUCAUGCCAACGCCUUUGACGAGGAUGACUUUUGCGGGAGUGGGGGGCGAUGGCACCGGCGACGGAAGCGCAGCGCUGCUCGUGGGUAUUUGGGCGGCAUCGCGGCAUUCGCAAGGGCGGUGGUGCACCGGGCCACGCAGUUCAGCGACUCGGAGUGCAGUUCCCCGAGUGACAGCGAGAGGGUGACGGAAGUGAGGCGUCGGCGACGAGUGGAGUGA